AAAAAAAUAAAAAAAUUAUAAAAAGGAAAAAUUGUGGCGGUGGGACACGUGCCCGAGGCACGAGGCGACAGGGGCGACCUCGCGCGCUCUUACGUGUCGCGCGCGCCGCGUGGGCGCACACGUGCCACGCGCCCACGGGGCGGGGCAAAGCGCUUCGAAUUUUAUUUUAUAUAUAUAAUAUUUAUAUAUAAUAAUAUAAUAUAUAUAUAUAUAUUAUAAGAGAAAUGGUACGAUGCGUUGUCGACGUGUCCUAUUGCCACUACUACUUGUUACUGUGACUGCUAUAAAAGGGCACGUGUGAUAGCGUUCGAAGGAGAUAGAUGUGCACAGCAGGUGUUUGUAGUAAUGCUUCUGAGAGGGUGGCGCAGCCUCACUGGUAUUUCUACUACUACUGCUGCUGCUGCUGCUACUAUUAUUGCUACUACUGCUAAGACUCCCGGGAUCAGCAUCCUCGGGGCGGCGGCGACGACGACGACGACGACGACGACACUGCUUUUGAAUCCGCACCACCAUCGUUUCCUAAGCCCGUGGGGGAUCGGCCGCGGCGGAGCCACCACCGCCGCUUUUCGAAGCGCAGCUUUCUGCACCGCGCCGUCCCCCGGCAAUCGUGAGGGGAUGGAGAAUAAGGAGAAAAACGACGAGAACAGCCACGGCGAGGACGACGACAACCACAAGAAAAAGGAUACGAUGUGGCACUCGUUCGGGGUAGGAUACGGGACAAGGUCGGACGAGGAAGGGUUUGGGGGAAUCUACGGGCGAAGCGAUGAUGCAACAGAGGACCAUGAACACCACGCAAACCAUCCAGAGUACGACAAGACGCAGGGCAGCGAGGUGAAGGAGAAGGAGAAAGCUCGAAACCUACCUGAUGAUGCAGCCGCAACCGGCCACGCUCAUGAUCAAGGAGCUGCUGCUCAAGGAGCUGUUGCGGCAGAGAAAAACUAAGUCAAUUACGAACUGUUGUUAUAUGUGAUCAUAUGGCUUGGAUCUGUGUGUGUUUUGCUCUCUCUUUUUUUUUGAACCUUUUGCGAGAGUUGAGAGAAGGAUCACAAACUUUUUGGUCUCAUGUAAAUCUUAAUCCCUGCUUUUGUUUCUUUCAUCUUUCUUAAAUAUCUAUGGAUUGCAUGUUUUUAAUUAUAAGCUUUCAUUAAGAUUAGAAAUAAUUUCCCCAAUCUCA
Molecule: messenger RNA, 1174 nt
Organism: Ananas comosus (pineapple)
Lineage: Eukaryota; Viridiplantae; Streptophyta; Magnoliopsida; Poales; Bromeliaceae
Exons: 4
Coding region: 346-942 (198 amino acids)
Source: RefSeq, a predicted model, not a curated record